This is a messenger RNA of Melanaphis sacchari, 5260 nucleotides long. RefSeq names its product mucin-17-like. The coding region runs from base 775 to 4428 and encodes 1217 amino acids. Lineage: Eukaryota; Metazoa; Arthropoda; Insecta; Hemiptera; Aphididae. The transcript is spliced from 7 exons. The record is from RefSeq and is a predicted model, not a curated record. Gene Ontology annotation, molecular function: serine-type endopeptidase activity. Gene Ontology annotation, biological process: proteolysis.
GCGCGGUUCAGUUCAAGGUUUCCCAUUUCGGAGAGUUCAACGCGUAUACAUAUUAUACGUAUAUAUUUAUAUAUAAUAUAAAAAAAUAAUAAUAUUAUACGCGUGCCUCGUAAACCGCCCGCCCUACUGCCUCCUAUACCUAAUAAUAUAAUAUCACGGUGGUCGGCUCCUCCCCCCGGAAAAAUCGUCAUCGCCCGUCGUCGGCUUUUUUAUUCUCUCAUCGUCACUAGCCGGCCGGCCGUUGUACGAUCCGCGCUCCGAUCCGCUCCGGACGCGUAAAUAUUCAUUCAUGAUAGUAUUAUAAUAAAACUACAAUAUAAUACAUUAUAUUAUAUCAGUACACAGCACUGUGAGCUGAGAACGCGAGUUGCAGUCCUCCGAUCUUUCGAGUCUUGCGUUUCGGUCGGCUCCGAAUACCCCCCCGGCGCCGUCGAGUCGAUUCGUUCAAUCGUUCAUUUUUUUUUUUUUUCAUUUACGUUUCCUUCCCCAGAAUUUUUGCCUCUCUCAAUCACACCGCCGCCGUUGACACUUCCUCGCCGGUCGAUCAGCGUUCCCGACAUUGAUAAACACUGCGGCGGCGACAGUCAGAGCGCACCGCCUCGUAUCGUCGUCGCUCGGAAUCGUCAAGAGAAAAUCGUCUGUGAACGACGGGAAAACAUGAACAAAAUCACGUGAUAUCACCCGACGCACUGCAAUUAGAUCGCUGAUCCUCGUGCAGUCGAUUCCUUCUGAUCGUUUACAAAUUGGAGCACGGUGACUGAAUGAUACCUCAGCAUGUCCCAGGAUUGCUUGACUGCUCUUCGGCUGCUGUCGUACUGUUGGCUGACCUUCAUGUUGCCGUCCAGCAAUUUGGCAUUUAACGUCGUCUACAAUAAGGAACCGUUGUCUUCAUCUUCGUUUCAGUCAUCCACUUUCUAUCAAACCGGUAGCAGAAAAUUUGGCGGCUACCGAAUUGUACCCCGCGCGUGCAAAGACGACACUCACCCGUUCAAGAACGAUGUAUCCAUCACCACCCCCACGGGAACCGGAACCGGAACCGGCGUGUGCAUGUUCAACUACGAGUGUACGCGGCUAGGCGGUACGGUGGUCGGGUCGUGCGUGGACGUGUUCCUGUUCGGCGCUUGUUGUCGACUUCCGGCCGGCGUAAAAGUGCCCGCCGCAGUCGAGCAGAGCGCGUCCACGGCCGCGGCCGUUACGGCCACCGCCACCGCCUCGACGCUUGGCUCGCACCACAACGACCUGCCGCCGCUAUCGUUCCAACAGCCGGUGGCCGACACCAUAUUGAUGCACCACAACGGAUCAGCCGUGCAAAACACUUAUAGGCCGGACGACUUUUUUGAUAACUUCACAGCCCUCAUGCAGGCCCACCGCGACCGGUUGCCGUCGGCGGCCGACAUGACGGACGUCAUGCAACAGUACACCACGGACGGCGGUUACCACCAGAACCAUCACUAUCAGCACCGGCCGCAGUCGUUCGCCGACAACAAGAUCACGUCCAAAGUCGAUUACGGAGACGCGGUCACUGCCAAGCUGCCGCCGCACUUGUCGUCGUCGUUGUCGCCGGUGUCCAAGUCGACGGACUCGGUGCCCAACAUCCGGAAGACUACCCCGUCUGCGACUACCGUCCAGGUGACCACGUCCAAACAGGGUUACGGCGGCGCGCAUUUCCACAACAACCACAAACACCAACACACGUCAACGGCCUCCGACGACUAUUAUGACAACAUGGUGUUAAUACCCACGCUGACGGUCAACGACCCCAACGUCAAGGAAAACAACUCCAUCAACCACAUACUGUCCAUACUCAACUACACGCCGCCCGCGCCGGACAGGCACCAAGCGGACACGAUGGACGCGUCGCCGUCGUACGUCGUCCACCAGGUGACCAGCGCGCCGCCGACGGCACCGCCAGCGCUGUACACGUGGGGCUCCAUCGAAGGCGGCGAUUCCAAGUCACCUGGUUACGGAGCGUCCACGUUCCCGGUCACCAGGCCCUCGUCCACGGUCCACUCGUAUCCGACGUCGGCGCAACAGCACUACGACCGGCCGGCCACCAACUACUACGGCUCGACGCCGUCCACCACUUCCACCACGUCCAACCACCACCUGCCGGGACCGCACUUCCACGUGCUGUCCACGACAACGACCACGGCAAAGCCGUUCGAGCCGGUGGCGCCCACCGUCAUAGUGCUGAGCUCGGCCAACGAUUCGAAAAACCCCAACAAACACACCACGCCCGCGUCUACGGUGUACGCGACCUCCUCGUCGUCGUACCGUCCACCGCCCUCGUCGCACGUCAAGCCGUCGCAGAGCAUCAUCGUGACGGGUAAACCGUCCGUGAGCGCGGCGUACACGACUACGGCCACUUAUCACCACCCGCCGCAACACCAUCAGCACCAGCAGGACGUGGCUUUCGUGCCGGUCAGCUCGACCACGAUGGCCGACAAAUAUUACAACGCCAACCAUCAGCCGUCCACCGGUAGCGUGCACACGUCUGCCAAGCCGCUGGUUUCCACCAACUACGGACACCGGCCAACCACGACCACGACCGCCGGGCCGCCGUCGACGGUCAGCAGCACGUCCAACAACAACGUCUUCACCACGGUCAUCACGUCGGUGAACCAUCAGUACCACAACAAGUUCCAGCCGACGGCCACGGGUAGCGGCGGUGGCUCGAAGCCGUACACGACGGCCAAACCGGUGGUGAACGACGGCGGCGUGGCGGCCGUGCUUCAGUCGUCGUCCGGCGGCGGUUACAGACCGUCGGCCACCGACGACGACGAUUACCCGACGCCCGUCGUAACGCCGGCCACGCAGGUGUUCAUCACCGCCUCUGACGCUCAACACCUCCAGCAGCACCACAUCCAACAGCAGAUUCACCACCACCACCUGCAGCACCACACUUCGUCGUCUUCAUACCCGGUCAACGGAGUGCACAGGCCCACGGCCGACGACGAAGUGAGUGCCGUUCCGUUCAACUCCACCGACACGUUCGCUUUUCCGCCGGUUCGCGACCCAAACGUCAACCUGACGGCGGCAACGCAACAGGAAAAACCGGAAGUGACCGUCGUCGACACGUCCGGCGAUUACGACGUGGACGCCGAUCCCAACCCGCACCUGACGGCCGACGACAACCUAGACGACAAAGUCCACCUGUUCGUCGAAAAGGUCGUCCAAUCGCUACAAGGCAAUUUCGAAGACCUGGAAAAGGUCCUGAUGUCCGGCGAAUCGUCGUCGUCUAACGUGACCGUCGCUAACGAUGACCCGGCGGGCUGGCCGAACAAAAAGCCGGCGACCGCCACGCCGACGUCCGCUACGCCUACGAAGAAACCGUCCAAACCUGCCACCGCCAAACCCACGAAACCGUCGCCGCAACCCGUCAAGUGGACCACUACUUCCACGUACCGGCCGACGCCGAUCACUCCGCCGCUCGACUCUGCCCCGUUCUUGGAGGUGACCACAGUGUCCCGUCCAGUCAAGUACCCAACGUUGCUCACCCCCGUCCAGCUUUUUCAACCUACCACGUACGCUACGGACAACAAGCGCCCGACAAAGUUACCCGUCAAGCUGACGCCUUCUACGACGGUCAUACUGGACACACUGAACGUCGAACACGACCAUCACACCACCGCUGAACCGGAUUACAGGAAAACGUGUGGAGUGCGGCCUUUGGUGAGAAAAGGCGGUCGGAUCGUUGGCGGAACGGGUUCGACAUUUGGCGAAUGGCCGUGGCAAGUAUUGGUCAGGGAAGCCACCUGGCUGGGACUAUUCACCAAAAACAAAUGCGGCGGCGUGUUGAUCACUCAGCGACACGUCAUAACCGCCGCUCACUGUCAACCCGGAUUUCUAGCAAACCUGGUGGCCGUGUUCGGUGAGUACGACAUUAGCGGCGAGGUGGAAUCCAAACGGAGCAUCAGCAAGAACGUAAAACGCGUCAUUGUCCAUCGGCAGUACGACGCGGCGACUUUCGAGAACGACAUAGCACUUUUGGAGCUCGAGUCGCCGGUUAACUACGACCAGCACAUCGUUCCCAUUUGCAUGCCGGACGACGAGGACGACUUCACCGGACGCAUGGCCGUGGUCACGGGAUGGGGACGGUUGAAAUACGGAGGUGGAGUUCCGAGUAUCCUGCAAGAAGUACAAGUUCCUAUAAUUGAAAACCAAGUAUGCCAGGACAUGUUUGAGACAGCAGGACAUACAAAGACCAUACUAAGCAGCUUUUUGUGCGCCGGUUACGCCAACGGGCAGAGGGAUUCUUGCGAAGGAGACAGUGGCGGGCCUUUGAUGAUCGAAAAAGACAACGGGCGCUGGACACUGAUCGGUACUGUGUCACACGGCAUCAAGUGCGCCGCACCGUAUCUUCCGGGAGUCUACAUGAGGACUACGUACUACAAACCGUGGCUGCAGACCAUCACGGGCGUACAGUAGACACGUCAUCGCCGAAUCGUCAAUACUAUUAUUGUUAUUGUUUUGUUGUUGUUGUAGUUGUUGUUGUUAUGAUUUUAUGGUCGUACCACUAUAAGGUACUAUAUUAUAAUAGUAAUUAUUAUAAAAAAUAAUAAUAAAAUAUCCUGAAUCCCUCCUCGUAUGUCAGCAGGCCACACAUCAUCGCGCGUCUAUAUUUUUAAACAAUAAUCACAAUACCUAAUAUUAAUUAUUAUCGAUUAAUACGACGAUCACAACCGCGCGCGCACGUAUUAUGCAUUCAGUGUUGACCAAUUAGUUGUUUAACAAAAGUAAUGGGAUCAAGUUACUCUAAACAUUAGACAAGAAGUCACCAUAUAAAAUAACUUAUCAUCGGUAUAAUGUUGAAAACAAAAAAAUUACGGUAGGUACUUUACCAAUAGAAUGGAAUGAAUUAUAAAACAAACUUCAUUUUUAAUUUUAUCUACAAAUUUGGUUCUUAGUUUAAAAUAAAUAAUUUAAAGAAAAAGAAAAAAUUUCGUUGAAUUUGAAUAUACCUAAUGAUUAGAUUUUUAAUUUAUUCGGAAUAUGUAUCGCUUAUCGAAAUAUCUUUAGAGCAAUAAAUUAUGAAUAAUAAUUGAAAAUAAAAAAUGUAAACAAAUCGAUAAAUGAACAGUAAUACCGAGUUUACAGACUGCACUUGAAAACGAUAAUUCUUUUAUGAUAUUUUAAAAAUAUUGUCAUUUUCUAAAUCCUGUCUCAAAUAUAACUCUGAUUAUAUUAAAAAUGUGUUUAUCAUAUAUAUUUUGUGUAUGCUCAAACGAUAUAUCAACAGUAAUAUACGAUGCAUUAAUUA